Messenger RNA from Panonychus citri (citrus red mite), 405 nucleotides. Its product is annotated as histone H2B.v3-like. Gene Ontology annotation, cellular component: nucleosome. Gene Ontology annotation, molecular function: DNA binding; protein heterodimerization activity; structural constituent of chromatin. Bases 1 to 405 code for a protein of 134 amino acids. The transcript has a single exon. The record is from RefSeq and is a predicted model, not a curated record. Lineage: Eukaryota; Metazoa; Arthropoda; Arachnida; Trombidiformes; Tetranychidae.
AUGUCCAAUGAAGAAGCUUCAACAACUACUCAUCGACGAAAACGAAAUGACCGAAGUGGUUUCGUCGUUUACCUUUACCGAAUGUUGAAAUCGAUCGAUGAAAAAGCUUCGAUCAAUCGAAAGGCGAUGCUUUGUGUCAAUGGAAUGGUUUGUGAUCUUCUUCAUAAAAUCGCUCGAGAAGCGAGUGAUUUGGUUGAACAAACUCACAAACACACUAUUCAAGUUCGAGAGAUUAAAGCGGCAACCAACCUGUUGAUUCGAGGUGAUCUAAACAAGGAAGUUCACGAACAAGCUGCUGAAGCCUUGGCUCGAUUUACUUCAGGUAAAGGUGGAGCAGGAAAAGGAAAGUCCAAACGGAAGAGCAAGAAAUCUGGACAUCGAUCAAAACGAUCCAAUACAAUGUGA